This is a messenger RNA of Yarrowia lipolytica CLIB122, 990 nucleotides long. RefSeq lists its product as uncharacterized. Lineage: Eukaryota; Fungi; Ascomycota; Dipodascomycetes; Dipodascales. Gene Ontology annotation, biological process: double-strand break repair via homologous recombination; mitotic recombination; DNA recombinase assembly. Gene Ontology annotation, molecular function: ATP-dependent DNA damage sensor activity; ATP hydrolysis activity; double-stranded DNA binding. The record is from RefSeq and is a predicted model, not a curated record. Gene Ontology annotation, cellular component: condensed nuclear chromosome.
AUGGCCGACGAAGAAAUCGAACGAGCGGGCGCCAUCCCCAUCGAGCGCCUGGCCGUCAACGGAAUCACCCAGACGGAUAUCAACCGCCUGGGCGAGUUUGGACUCUACACAGUGGAGAGUGUGGCGUACACGCCCAAAAAACACCUGCUGACCAUCAAGGGCAUCAGUGAGGCCAAGGCCGACAAGCUGCUAUCAGAGGCGUCCAAACUGGUGCCCUUGGGAUUCACCACCGCCUCAGACGUGCACCAGACCCGUUCUGGACUCAUCACACUAACCACAGGCUCGUCGCAACUGGAUACUCUACUGGGAGGCGGUAUCGAGACCGGAGCCAUCACAGAGAUGUUUGGUGAGUUCCGAACGGGAAAAUCGCAGCUGUGCCACACUCUGGCCGUCACCUGUCAGCUUCCCAUCGAUCAGGGAGGAGGCGAGGGGAAGUGUCUGUACAUUGACACAGAGGGCACUUUCCGUCCCGAACGUCUGCACCAGAUUGCCCGGCGAUACGGACUCAACGGAGACGAGGUGCUGGACAACGUGGCAUACGCCCGAGCCCACAACUCGGACCAUCAGAUGCAGCUGCUGCAAAUGGCGGCCAACAUGAUGACCAAGUCGCGGUUCUCGUGUCUCAUUGUCGACUCCAUCAUGGCGCUCUACCGAACAGAUUACGCAGGACGAGGAGAGCUGUCUGCCCGUCAGACCCACGUGGCCAAGUUCAUGCGAACCCUGCAACGCCUUGCCGAUGAGUUUGGCAUCGCAGUGGUGAUCACCAACCAGGUGGUUGCCCAGGUGGAUGGAGCUGUGUUCAACCCGGACCCCAAGAAGCCCAUUGGAGGAAACAUUGUGGCUCAUGCGUCCACCACCCGGCUCUACUUCAAGAAGGGCCGAGGAGUGCAGCGAAUCUGCAAGAUCUACGACUCGCCCUGUCUGCCAGAAAGCGGGUGUGUCUUUGCUAUUCAUGAGGAUGGAAUCGGAGACCCCAAGGAUGAGGAGUAG